Molecule: messenger RNA, 774 nt
Organism: Aspergillus welwitschiae
Lineage: Eukaryota; Fungi; Ascomycota; Eurotiomycetes; Eurotiales; Aspergillaceae
Product: PaaI family thioesterase
Exons: 1
Coding region: 59-496 (145 amino acids)
Molecular function (GO): fatty acyl-CoA hydrolase activity
Source: RefSeq, a predicted model, not a curated record
AACCUUUUGACUUGGCAAAUCAUUUGAUUUACUUCAAAACGCAACAGCCUCUCUUAAAAUGAAUGCUGAACUACAUCAAGUCCAGAAAGUGUGGGAGCGUAUCCGCACUAACAGUCCAAUUUAUGCUUUUCUCCUUCAGGACAUUGACAUUUAUGAUGCCGGCAAAGGUGUAUUUAAUGCGCGACUGCAAGUCGCCCCUCAUCAUCUGAAUUCAAAGGGUACCUUGCAUGGCGUGUUCUCAGCCUGUGUCACUGACUGGGCGGGUGGAUUGGCGAUCGCAUCGUCCGGUCUCGACUCAACGGGUGUCAGCACCAAUAUUCAGGUCAACUAUCUCUCAACAGCAAAAACAGGAGACUGGCUAGUAAUCGAAGGUCGCGCUGACAAAGUUGGGCGGAACCUUGCUUUCACAACUGUGACAAUAUCGAAGCAGACUGACUCUAAUGGGAGUACGAUUGUUGCACAGGGGUCUCAUACCAAAUAUAUUAAGGCUCAAUAACGGUUUGGACAGUUUUAUGAACAAGUAACGAUUGGGCUAGCCGGGAGAAAAACACAGUGGUUUAUGUAGACUUUCAUACAAGCGCCGCAGUCUUCUUUGCAUCUGGCAUGAAACGCAUAUACUUUGAAUGCUGGAUUCACUCGGAUUGCGCAUAGCAAUUUCCAUCCUUAUUUGCUUUAGAUACCUUGCCUUUCAACUGGUAGCGCAAGGUAAUAUUGGAUGGAUACACGGCACCAUAUAAAUGAAUAACUCUUUCGCGAUUUCAACUACACGUAGGA